Messenger RNA from Euleptes europaea (tarantolino), 1203 nucleotides. It is a transcript of the gene DRD5, whose product is annotated as dopamine receptor D5. Gene Ontology annotation, biological process: adenylate cyclase-activating adrenergic receptor signaling pathway. Gene Ontology annotation, cellular component: plasma membrane. The record is from RefSeq and is a predicted model, not a curated record. Bases 1 to 1203 code for a protein of 400 amino acids. Lineage: Eukaryota; Metazoa; Chordata; Lepidosauria; Squamata; Sphaerodactylidae. Gene Ontology annotation, molecular function: dopamine neurotransmitter receptor activity; G protein-coupled receptor activity. The transcript is spliced from 2 exons.
AUGGCUAUGCGUAUGCUAACGGCGAGCGCGCUGUCGCUGCUGGUGGCCUGGACGCUGCUGGGCAACGGGCUGGUGUGCGCCGCCCUCGUGGGCUGCCGCCGGCUGCGCGCCCGGGUGAGCAGCGUCUUCCUGGCCUCGCUGGCCGUGUCGGACCUGCUGGUGGCGCUGCUGGUGAUGCCCUGGAAGGCGGCGGCCGAGGUGGCGGGCCACUGGCCCUUCGGCGCCUUCUGCCGCGUGUGGGUGGCCUUCGACAUCCUCUGCUCCACCGCCUCCAUCCUCAGCCUGUGCGCCAUCGCGCUGGACCGCUGCUGGGCCGUGUGCAGCCCCUUCGGCUACGAGCGCCGCAUGACCCCGCGCCGGGCCCUGGCCGCCGCCGCCCUGGCCUGGGCCCUGGCCCUCGCCGUCUCCUUCCUGCCCGUCCAGCUCGACUGGCACCGCCGCCCCGACGCGGCGGCCCCGCGCGACGGCAGCGCGCCCCCGCCGGCCCGGCGCUGCGACGCCCGCCUGAACCGCGCCUACGCCCUCUCCUCGUCGCUGGUCAGCUUCUACAUCCCGGGGGCCGUCAUGCUGGUGGCCUACGGCCGCAUCUACCGCGUCGCCCGGGGCCAGAUCCGGCGCAUCUCCUCGCUGGAGCGGGCGGCCGAGCGGGCCCGGCGCUGCCGCGGCGGCCCCCGGACCCCGACGGCCCCGCCGCGCGCCGCGCCGCGCCACGAGGCGCGCGUGCUCCGGACGCUGGCCCUCCUCGUGGGCGUCUUCGUGGGCUGCUGGCUGCCCUUCUUCGUGCUCAACUGCCUGGCGCCCUUCUGCCCGCCCGGCCGCGACGGCGCCGGCCCGCCCUGCGUCAGCGACGCCACCUUCGACGUCUUCGCCUGGGUCGGCUGGGCCAACUCCUCGCUCAACCCGCUCAUCUACGCCUGCAACGCCGACUUCCGCAAGGUCUUCUCCGGCCUGCUGGGCUGCGGCCACCGCGGCCCCUCUGCGCCCCGGGAGACGGCCAACCUCACCCGCGAGCUCCUCUCCUGCCGCCACGACCCGCUCCCGCCGCCCCGGCGCCUGCCCUCUGCCUGCCCGGCCGGCAGCCCCCACACCCCAGCCCCCCUGCCCUGCCCGGGCACCGGGCCCCAGUCGCCCGAGCCCACCGACUGCCAGCUGGAUCUCUCGCUUGGUGCCCCGUCCCCCUGCACCCCCCAGGGGCUGUGCUGA